AUGUCUUUCAAUCGGAUCGCGGUUUACGGCCAUCGGGGAUGGGCCAGCUCGGUGAUUGUUGCAGCCCUCAUUGACUCGGGAGCGCCUAUCAAGGUACUUUACCGGCCGGGGUCCGAUAUUUCUUCUCUGCCCGACUCGGUUGCCAAGAUUGCGGUCGACUUGGCCGAUCAGGAGAAAGUCAUUGCUGCUUUGCAGGAUGUGGAUAUUGUCAUAUCUCUUGUAGGGCACGAAGGUGUCACCCGCCAGCUUGGUCUGGUGAAUGCUAUCCCCAAGACGAAGGUUCGGCUCUUCGUCCCUUCAGAUCUCGCUGCGCGGUAUGACGAGCAGGGGUUGCGUAUUCCAGUGAACCACGCCAAGGACGAGGUUGAGAGAGCAGCGCGUGCUGCCGGUAUUCCGGUGACAGUGGUCCUCACCGGCAAUUUCGCUGAGGCUAUGGGAGUGGACCGUCACAACAACAGAAUUAUCUUCACCGGCGAAAGUGAACACAAGGCUCUUAAUCUCUGCACUCGACCUUAUGUUGCCGCCGCCUACGCCUCCAUAUUCGCCUCAACGCCCAUUGACCAAAUCAAGGACCGCACCAUAGCACUGUCCGAGAUCAGAGCAACGGGAAGCGAAAUCGUCAGCAUGUUAACAGAGCAGCAUGGCUCGAGGACACGCAGCAGACAUGAAUCUGCUGAGUCCAUCAACGAGUUGGUUGAGACCUCUGUCGCAACUGGGAGCAACUUUGCGCUGGCGUUCUACUGCCGCAAAAUCUGGGGAACAGGGCAACAGACUCAAAUGAUGGGAGAGGAUUUUUGGGAGGUGAAGGGGUACCAGAAGGCGUCGUUGCACGACCUCAUUGUGCGGGGCCGGCUGCAAGAAUAUCGUCAGCUGCCACCGGCGGUACUGGAAUUUUUCGAGUCGCACUUUGAACAGUGUGCUUAA
Messenger RNA from Aspergillus thermomutatus, 924 nucleotides. RefSeq lists its product as uncharacterized. The record is from RefSeq and is a predicted model, not a curated record. Lineage: Eukaryota; Fungi; Ascomycota; Eurotiomycetes; Eurotiales; Aspergillaceae. The coding region runs from base 1 to 924 and encodes 307 amino acids. The transcript is spliced from 4 exons.